This is a messenger RNA of Ziziphus jujuba (common jujube), 1583 nucleotides long. RefSeq names its product chaperone protein dnaJ 15-like. The record is from RefSeq and is a predicted model, not a curated record. Bases 658 to 954 code for a protein of 98 amino acids. NCBI's taxonomy places the organism in Eukaryota, Viridiplantae, Streptophyta, Magnoliopsida, Rosales, Rhamnaceae. The transcript has 4 exons.
CCUUUCAUAACCAGGCAUUGAUAAAUGUACCCUCUAAUAAAUUUUAUAUUUUUGCUAGAAAUUUUUGAUGUUUUUAAGUUGACAAUUCUUUUACAUACCCUUUUUAUCUGAUUUGCUUUUUCGUCGAUGGAAUGUACGAUCCUGGAGCUGUGCAGCGGUUUUAAAGAAUUGAAGUAUAUGGUGCCAUAUCAUAAAGGUAAGCCAUAGCGGCUGAACCACUGGCUCUUUCCCUAUAAUAACCCCUCACCGUCCAGUAAUAUAAUGGAAAGAAUGAUACAUAAGUAGGGGAAUUUGGCCCAAUACCCCUGUAGGACCGAGCUUCAUGAAUUUUACCCCCUCAAUUCAUUUCUUUUUUGAUCUACCCCUCCAAUCUUUUAAAAUCCCAAAAUACCCUUAUGUGUUAUUUUUUUUAUAUGUUUUUUUCUUUCCUUUCUUCGACUUUUCCCCUCCAUCUCUUUAUCCAUAACCAGACCUUAGGAGCCCUCUGUUUCCUUUCAUGAAUCGACCGGAUUGUAAGCAUGGAGACUGCGCGUUUUGAAGGAGAUGGUGAAGAGGCGACUCAGAGAGAAAACUGCAGGAUUUUAGAGAGCCCUAGGAGCAGAAGCAGAAGCAACAGGCAUUUCUUGCUGAGAGAUAUGUAUGAUGAUAUGAUGCUGGAUGGAGUACAGCCAAGUAGGGAUACAUUCCAUUCUGUCAUCAGUUAGUGGAAAGGUGCUUUCAUGUUUGUUAUCAUGGACUUUCAUUCUUUCUGGAAUUUUCCGUUUGGUUGAUUUUGUUUUGUUGCAGGUGGAUAAGCAAAAUGCUCAUUUCUUUGGUGUUACGAUCAACGAGCAACAAGCCGAGUGUGGUAUUGUAGUAAGAGUUACUUCAAAUGCACAAAGCAAAUUUAAGUUACUUUAUUUCGAGCAAGAUGUGAAUGGCGGUUAUGGUUUGGCCCUACAGAUGGAUAAUUGAUCCUCCUCUGGAGGUCAAUGUACCAUCAAAACGCACAUCAUGGCCUGAUGCCCCUCCUGAACUCCCUACCAAUGAAAAUGUAGUGUUGGGCAUCCAAGAGCAUGCUGUAAAGCAUCCUACAAAGACCCGCACAUCUAGAUCAAAGAGACGAAGCAAGAGAAAGCAUGACACAAGAACGGUGGACACACAGGUUGCUUCAAAGCAUUCUGAACAAAUUUGAAAAUCUUAGCACGAAGACGGCUAGAGAUGCAUGCUGCUGUGUGAAUUUUAGGCAUCAUUCUUCAGCAUCAUAAAAAAAUUUGAAUUGCAAAGGCUUAUUAGCAUAGAGGUAGAUGGCCUAACCUGGUAUAUGUGAAAAGAAUCCUUCACGCUGGGCCAGUUGAUAACAGGCAUUGGAGUUUGAAUUUUCACUUAAUUUUUCACAAAUUUUUUCUUUCUUUUAUAUAUUUUGUUUAGGAUAUCAGGAUUCUGGUUCAGCAUGAGGUAUGCCAGCAAAGUCUUGCCGUGUCUGCUACCUUGUAGGACUUUGUAUCCAAUAUGUUUCGAAUCUUAUACAUAAUCUUGGAACAUAGGAAUUAUAGAGUUGUGUUCAGCUGGAUUUUUGUAGAAAAAAAGAUACCAAAAUGUAA